UGAAGAAUGUCAUUCUGUUAAUGAAAGAUUGUUAUAAUGUUAAGGUAGGUGCAGACUGCACAUGUUAAGAGAUUAUGGACAUGGCAGUUUCAGUUUUGGAUUCUCCUCAGAUCUUUCUUCUUUGAAAGCUGUGCUCAACCCAAUAAGGUGUUGGCUUUCAAAGUGAGGUGCUUUUGCUGCCAUUAAAGCAAUAAAUCCAAAGGGGGUUUUAUCCUAUAAGUUUUCCGGUGUUUCUCUCUUGUUGUCGUCUAUUGAUUGGUUGCGGUGAAUCGAAGGAGUUUCACUGAUGCAAACGUCUCAGAAUCAUAAAGUUACGGUGCAAGAAAUGGAGUCCAAUUGUUGGCCUCCCAAAUUGGAACAAUACUGCACCCUUGAUUCAUCGUCUGGUGUGCAGAAUUCUUCUUCUACAGCCAGUUUCUCACCAAACGGCAGUCCGGUUUCGCAACCAAACAACUCUUGCCCGAUGGACCUGCGUCGUUCCCCAGACAAUACAUGUUCACCUGUAAGUAAUUCUUGUGUAACAGACAAUGAACACGACUUGAGCCACAUGAUAAGACAGUUGGAAACUGCAAUGCUAGGAACUGAUUCUGAUAAUAUCGACGUUCAUGCUAUCAUGGCUUCUGGCAGAUCGACUGAAGUCUCCAUCGAAUCAGAGAGGUGGAAGUACAUGAUGGAGAUGAUCGCCCAAGGGGACCUGAAAGAACUUCUUUGUGCUUGUGCUAAAGCUAUAGAAAAUAAAGAUAUGCAUCUGACUGACUGCUUGAUGACACAAUUGCGUCAAAUGGUGUCGGUUUCAGGUGAACCGAAGCAACGAUUAGGAGCCUACAUGUUGGAAGGGCUUGUUGCAAGGUUGGCCUCUUCAGGAAGUUCUAUCUACAAAUCCCUAAGAUGCAAAGAGCCUGCUAGUUCUGAACUGCUUUCGUACAUGCACAUACUCUAUGAAAUCUGCCCGUAUUUCAAGUUCGGGUAUAUGUCUGCAAACGGGGCGAUUGCAGAAGCCAUGAAAGAUGAAAGUAGAGUCCAUAUUAUUGAUUUCCAAAUAGCACAAGGAAGCCAAUGGCUGACCUUAAUCCCUGCUCUUGCUGCUCGGCCAGGUGGACCUCCAAGUAUACGUAUCACAGGUAUUGAUGAUUCUACAUCAGCAUAUGCCAGAGGAGGAGGACUUGAAAUUGUGAGGCAAAGACUGAGCAAGGUCGCGGAAUUGUGUAAGGUACCGUUCGAGUUCCAUGCCGCUGCUAUUUCUGCUACUGAUGUUCAAUUCGAAAACCUCAGAAUUCAGCCUGGUGAAGCCGUUGCUGUAAACUUCGCUAUGAUGCUGCACCACAUGCCAGACGAAAGCGUGGGCGCUCAGAACCAUCGGGACAGACUGUUGAGGUUGGCAAAGAGUUUGUCUCCAAAGGUGGUGACGCUCGUCGAGCAAGAAGCAAACACGAAUACCGCCCCAUUCGUUCCCCGUUUCCUAGAGACAAUGAACCAUUUCUUACCCAUCUUUGAAUCGAUCGAUGUUAGUCUACCGAGGGAUCACAAGGAGCGGAUCAAUGUUGAACAGCACUGUCUGGCACGGGAGAUUGUCAACAUUAUAGCAUGCGAAGGACCUGAGAGAGUCGAACGACAUGAACUUUUAGGGAAAUGGAGAUCAAGGUUUAUAAUGGCUGGCUUUAAACCCUUUCCAUUAAGCUCAUUUGUCAAUUCCACCAUUAAAUCUCUGCUUCAAAGCUACUGUGAUAAGUACACGCUUGACGAUAAAGAUGGGGUUCUUCUUCUUGGCUGGAUGAAUCGAGCUAUAGUUGCUUCUUGUGCAUGGAGAUGCUAACCAAGAUAAAGUAGCUGUUUAUUAGGAUAGUUUGAGAAAAAGGGAUUUCUCUGUGGAUGAACAAGCUCUUUCUCUCAUUUCUGGGAUCAUACCCUUUUUUCCUAUUGUAUUUUCUGGCCAUCCAAACGCUUGAAUUAGCUUACUCGCAGUCUCUUCUUUGCCUUUAGUUUUCAAACAAAGCCAUUAGCAAUCAGAUUUGUAGAUAUUGUUACAUGAGAAUCAUUCAUCAAUGUGUGUAACCAAAGCUUUGAUGGCCCCAUUCAUGGCUACUGGCCCAAUUAUAUCAGGCUAUGUUACUCAAAA
Gossypium raimondii (Peruvian cotton) is the source of this 2116-nucleotide messenger RNA. Its product is annotated as scarecrow-like protein 5. The coding region runs from base 287 to 1813 and encodes 508 amino acids. Gene Ontology annotation, cellular component: nucleus. The transcript has 2 exons. Gene Ontology annotation, biological process: regulation of DNA-templated transcription. Gene Ontology annotation, molecular function: sequence-specific DNA binding; DNA-binding transcription factor activity. The record is from RefSeq and is a predicted model, not a curated record. Lineage: Eukaryota; Viridiplantae; Streptophyta; Magnoliopsida; Malvales; Malvaceae.